CUGUUGUCGGCAAAUAACCAGAUAACCGGUCAUUCUGUUUUCGACCGGCUCCAAGAUGCGUCCUGCACUCAUCUGCUACUUUAACUCUCGGCCUCAGAAGCCGAGGAAAGUACCGAACGAGCUAUUCGCUAAAGCUGAAUUGAUCCUGGAAUCCAAAAAAAAUGCGAAUGUUUUAUGUGAAGUUUUGGAGAUGUUUAACAAAGAAGAGAAGAAUUAUACACCGCUGCUGUUAACUGUAGAAUUAAUCUUCACGUCGUUGCUAAAGCGCGGUGAGAUGUAUGAACAAGGCAAAGGCACAGGCCCGGACGGCGGCAACCCCGGCCUGAUUCACGUGCGGUGGCUCCGCGAGAACUACCACCUGACAUUCAAGCGCGUGCUGGCCUGCAUGAGCCGCGGCGAGGAGAGCUCACGCAAGCAGGCCCUGUCGUCGUGCUUGAAGCUGCUGGCCGUCGAGGGGGAGAAUCCGACACUGUCCAAGCAGGGGAUUAUCUGCUUUCCGGACUGGCGGCUCAAGAGUAUCUUCGAAGUGAUCCUCGACCCUAAUCAGUCGCAGAGCGUCUUCAUCCGAUACAUCGAGUCGUUCGCCGAGUACCGUGAUUUUCAGCAGAACGCGCUCAAAGUGCUAGCCGAUUUGAAAUAUAACAAGUCUCCAACUGAAGUCUACGUACAAAAUUAUCUGGAGCUGUUCGACAUGAUCAUGAAACCUGGUCUGAACAAAAAGGAGCGCCCCAAACAGCCCGAGAGGUACCACGAGAAGACGAUUUAUCCCGAGGAUACCUACCUCAUUCGGAGAGACGCAAUGGUGUCUGACAUCUUCGACCCAGACAUCUGCAAGAAGUACAUCAACCGAUGCUGGGGCUUCUGCAUGCACUGGCCCCUCCGGGCCAACGAGAAGAACCACCGCAGGGCUCUAGUCGUGCUGGUCGACCGUAUCAUGCCGUAUUUAACCAAGCCCGUGCUAGCUACCGACUUCUUGUGCGACAGCUUGGAUUGCGGUUCCGCCAUAAGCAUGAUAGCCCUCCGCGGCAUCAUGGAGCUUGUCACCGAGCACGACAUCGACUUCCCGGACAUAUACGACCGGCUGUACGGCAUGUUCGAACCGGACAUGUUCGCCACGCGGUCCAAGAGGCGCCUCAUACAUAUCGCCGACGUGUUUCUUAGCUCCACUCGCGUCCCCGAGGCUAUGAUAGCGUCUUUCGCCAAACGGCUCGCCCGCCUGGCGCUGGUCGCCUCCCCGGAGGACGCGCAGGAACUCCUGCGGCUGAUCGCCAACAUGGUGCACAGGCACCCGGGCCUCAAGAGAAUGCUCAAAAACGACCAGCCUGCUAUACUCUUUCGAUUGCCAGUUCAGAAUGUCCCGCAAGACCCGUUCGAGAUGGAAGAGUCGAGAGCGAACGCCACAAACGCCAUACAGUCCUCGCUAUGGGAGGUCGCCGCGCUAAAGCAACACUUCACGCCGGAAGUGUGCGCGAGCGCUGCAAAGGUGCUCGCCCUGGCGGACAGCGGGGCUAAGCCGCCCGACCUGCCGCCCUCCUUGUCCGACGAAAGGCAAUUCGAGGGGGAGCUCAAGAAGCGGUUCAAGACCAUAGAAAUGAACUUCGUGUACGUGCCGCCCACCCGCUACUGGGAUAAAGAGGACUGGAAAGUUAACACCUUCUGGCAUCUGAUCCCAGAUUUUAAGUAA
Messenger RNA from Cydia splendana, 1684 nucleotides. RefSeq names its product nucleolar complex protein 4 homolog. The transcript is spliced from 12 exons. NCBI's taxonomy places the organism in Eukaryota, Metazoa, Arthropoda, Insecta, Lepidoptera, Tortricidae. Gene Ontology annotation, biological process: ribosome biogenesis. Gene Ontology annotation, cellular component: Noc4p-Nop14p complex; nucleolus; small-subunit processome. Bases 56 to 1684 code for a protein of 542 amino acids. The record is from RefSeq and is a predicted model, not a curated record.